Molecule: messenger RNA, 721 nt
Organism: Orussus abietinus
Lineage: Eukaryota; Metazoa; Arthropoda; Insecta; Hymenoptera; Orussidae
Gene: Blos4
Product: biogenesis of lysosome-related organelles complex 1 subunit 4
Exons: 4
Coding region: 261-707 (148 amino acids)
Cellular component (GO): BLOC-1 complex
Source: RefSeq, a predicted model, not a curated record
UAAUUGGAUUUAUUUAUUAGUAAACUAAGCAUUUUAUUUGAUAACGAAUAGCUCCAUUUCGUAGUUCUGUGAUUUCAAAAUGGCGUCCUCUGACCGAUUCUUCUGUGCUGCGCAGAACCCCUGCGCGAACGUACGCAGUGCAGGCAACUUCACGUGCUCGAAGUACCUGCACUUGUUGACAGUUUCGAUGAUUUUAGAUGAUUUUCGUCUUUGAUUUCCGUCAGCAAUUAAACGUGGGCAAAACUGUUUUUAAUUGAAUCAUGGCCGAGCAAUUGGCGAAGGAUUAUGCGGCGUUCGCUAAAAUGGAUUUAUCCAAACAGAUAGAAAACGCUCAUGAGACUAUCGAAGACACCUUGAUGCGUCUCGAGGAGUUCGAGUCUAUCAUUGGAAUGGUUCAGACCGAAGGAGCACAGUGUAUGAGCGAGAAUAUCCCACGAAUAGAGUCCGUAAGGUCAGAACUGGGAACUAUGUGGAUGCGAGUUGAUGCUCUACAAAAAGUCAUAGCUCGAGUCAACACUGAACUAACUGCUAUGGAGACUGCAGUGGACAAUGCCGAAGCGGCAUUAGGAGUUUCAGAUCGAAUUUUUGGAAUGAUCAAUCCCCUGUCCUUUUUUAAGAAAACUCCAGAACCUGCCGUACCGGCUAGGUCAACGAAAUUCGAGCCUCCAACGAUCUACAAAACCGAGGAAUAUUUUGAAAGCGAAUAAACAUGUCUCUUAUU